AUUCAGUGCGAGCACACAAGUUCUCUCGUUCCCGAGCGUGGCUGUGAUGUUGCUUUGGGCACAACCGAGUAGAAUUACAAGGAAGCCUUUUGAAAUCUACUAGCUAACCAGUUCGUGUACGUUUGCAACGCAGUGGCCAUUUGAAGUAGCUUAGUCGUCACCUCGUCUACAUUGUUAACCUGCUAGCCACUAAAUAAAAGUCUCAAUUAUUGUGCCGUCAAUUUUGCAUUUACUUUAUGAUACGACUCAAUCCAAACCAUUUCCAGCAACAGAGGCACCGAGUUGUUGAAAAGUUAACAUCGUUCGCCUCGGAUGGAGAACUACAGUAAGGUUCGCAGUGUGGAGCAUCCGUCCGUAUGUCCGUUCAACCCUGCCGCCGACACACCGGAGGUGCGCGUCAAAGACGGCAGCAAGAUCCGCAACCUGCUGCGCUACGCCCUAAGCCGCAUGGAGGCCAAACCCCGGGCGGAGAAGGGCGGAGGAGCUGAAGGUGAGGUCGACGAGGGUCCGCCGGCCCGUCCCCUCUGCCGCCAGCUGGUGUUCACGGCGAGCGGCAAGGGCGUGUCGAAAGCCAUCACUUGCGCUGAGCUGAUGAAGCGGCGCGUCCGCGGCCUCCAUCAGCUCACCUCGCUGGCCAGCGCCAUGCUGACGGACGUGUGGGAGCCCCUGGAGGUGGCCGUCGGCCUCGACAGCCUCACCGUCAGCAGGAAGCUGCCUGUCAUCUGGAUCCUCCUCUCCAAGGACCCUCUGGACCAAAGCCUUCCCGGGUACCAGGCCCCCGGACGCUGCGACAACCUUUGGACUCUCUAUGAAAAAGAGGAGGGGGGAGCACACAAGAGGAAGAGAGGUGGGGGCGGGGGUGGCAGAGGAAGGGGCGGAGGGCGUCACACAGGACGUUCCCGAGACUUCAAAGCACCCAGUUGAUGAUAAAAAUAAAAAAUAAAACAGCAAAAAGGGUGGAAAUUUUCCAUGGGAAGUAAAGUUUGGGAAUUCUGGGGAUUACUGUGGUACCUUGACUUAAACUUAGCCCAACUUAGCAGUUGUUUGAGCUGUGAGCAGUGGUUUGGUGUGUUUCUUUUUGAGGGGUGGGGGGGCAAAAUUAGACUUACAAGUGAGCUUCAGUCAGUCCGCCCCUAGAUGGUGACAGCGAACUAGUCAAAAUCCUGCCACCAUCACUUUGUCAUUGAAUAGUGCAGCUAAUACAAAAUUGGGUUGCAACUCUUAGUUUGUGUUAUCAAGAAUAUAAAUACUUAUUAGACAGGCCAAAGUUGCACUAAUUGAAAAGUAGUGCAUUGCUGUCGUCUUGUGGCAUCUACUCCUAUAGGCAAUUAUCAACCUUUUUAGAAAGGGUGUCAGUUACUCGCAGAUCUUCGCUAUUUGAGGCAGAGUCCAGUCCCUAAAAUGUGUAUUCAUUGCAGUGACCGCACAAACACUAUAGGAGAAAUUCUUUAAAACAUUUGAGUGGAAAAUAGAAAUGCAUAGUUAUUUUAAAAAUGUCUUACACCUCCCAUCAGACUGGAAACGCAGCGUUUCGUGACAGUCAUGGUAACAUCAUGUGACUCGUUACCAUCUCUUGUUACUGUUGCGACUUGGCUUUGAUUUGUGGUUCCAUUACAGUGUGAUUACUUUUAAGUGUAUAUUGGUCAAUUAUGUUUACAGCGACCCUUGUGAGGAUAAGCGGCUCAGAAAAUGGAUAGAUGGAUGGAUGUAUUACAUGUGAAUACAUAUUUCUUAGUGUGACCCCGUAACCACUGCUAAAGCAAAGCAAAGCAAAUGUAUUUAUAUAGCGCAUUUCAUACACAAUGUAACUCAGUGUGCUUUACAUGAUUAAAAACAUUUUAAAAACAAAGAAAAAAACAGCUUAUAAACAUUUAAAACAAAGAGAACAAAUAAAAAUUCAAUUAAAUCAG
This is a messenger RNA of Phyllopteryx taeniolatus (common seadragon), 1910 nucleotides long. RefSeq names its product ribonuclease P/MRP 25 subunit-like (gene rpp25l). Gene Ontology annotation, molecular function: RNA binding. The record is from RefSeq and is a predicted model, not a curated record. The transcript is spliced from 2 exons. Gene Ontology annotation, biological process: tRNA 5'-leader removal. Bases 313 to 924 code for a protein of 203 amino acids. Gene Ontology annotation, cellular component: ribonuclease MRP complex. Lineage: Eukaryota; Metazoa; Chordata; Actinopteri; Syngnathiformes; Syngnathidae.